AGCACAGCUACCAUUGAACAGUCUAUCCUUAUGGUUUAUACACCAGUAAAUCUCUAUUGGCGAGGGAUAGGAGAAGCACAGCUACCAUUGAACAGUCUAUCCUUAUAGUUUAUACACCAGUAAAUCUCUAUUGGCGAGGGAUAGGAGAAGCACAACUACCAUUGAACAGUCUAUCCUUAUGGUUUAUACACCAGUAAAUCUCUAUUGGCGAGGGAUAGGAGAAGCACAGCUACCAUUGAACAGUCUAUCCUUGUGGUUUAUACACCAGUAAAUCUCUAUUGGCGAGGGAUAGGAGAAGCACAGCUACCAUUGAACAGUCUAUCCUUAUAGUUUAUACACCAGUAAAUCUCUAUUGGCGAGGGAUAGGAGAAGCACAACUACCAUUGAACGCAGACAAACCCGUGGACAGUCUAUCCUUAUGGUUUAUACACCAGUAAAUCUCUAUUGGCGAGGGAUAGGAGAAGCACAACUACCAUUGAACGCAGACAAACCCGUGGACAGUCUAUCCUUAUGGUUUAUACACCAGUAAAUCUCUGCAUUGUCGAGUGACUUUAGGACUUCCGUGUCAUUACACAAACAGACGAUACCUCCUUCUAUUGAACUAACAGCCGCUGUUAAACCACCCAGCUACUUCCUGACGUCUGCGAUUCAGACCGGAAAACCAACUAUAACUCCGGGUUUUAACUCCUUUAAAAAAACAAAUAACUACCAUGGAAUCAACAUCUAACAACUACGAGCGGAACUGUGUUCUGUGUUGUCAGGAGCUCGACAUCUUCGCCCUGGGGAAAUGCGACCACCCGGUGUGUUACCGCUGCUCGACCAAAAUGAGGGUGCUGUGCGACCAGAAGUACUGCGCCGUGUGCCGGGAGCAGCUCGACAAGGUGCUGUUUGUGCAGAAGUUGGUGGCGUUCUCCUCUCAGCCCCUCCAGACGCUGCAGGUGGAAAGGAAACAUGACAUCUACUUUACAGACUCCAAGAUAUACGCUCAGUUCAGGACACUGCUGCAGUCUGAGUGUCCUGUGUGUCCAGAGUCUAAAGUCUUCUCAAAGUUUGAGGAGUUAGAGCAGCACAUGAGGAAACAGCAUGAACUCUUCUGUUGCAAACUCUGUACCAAACACCUGCAGAUCUUCUCCCAUGAGAGGAAGUGGUAUAACCGGAAGGAUCUGGCACGUCACCGUACCCAUGGUGACCCAGAUGACACGUCUCACCGCGGACACCCGCUCUGCAAGUUCUGUGAUGACCGUUACCUUGACAACGACGAGCUGCUGAAACACCUCCGUAGAGACCAUUACUUCUGUCACUUCUGUGAUGCUGACGGAGCCCAGGAGUACUACAGUGACUACCAGUACCUGAGCGAACACUUCCGGGAGGCCCAUUACCUGUGUGAGGAGGGGCGCUGUGCUACGGAGCAGUUCACCCACGCCUUCAGGAGCCAGAUCGACUACAAGGCCCACAAGGCCUCAGCACACAGCAAGAACCGAGCCGAAGCACGACAGAACCGACACAUAGACCUGCAGUUCAGCUAUGCCCCUCGCCAGACCCGACGCAACGAUGGAGGCAUGGUGUCUGGAGAGGACUAUGAGGAGGCGAGGUCGGGUCGGGGGGGAAGAGGAAGGAGCCAAGGGAACCAACCGAACACCAGAGGUAGCUGGAGAUACAACCGUGAGGAGGAGGACAGGGAGUUGGCAGUAGCAGUCAGAGCCUCUUUGAUGCAGCAGAGGAGACAGGAGGACGGAGGACGAGACACCCAGGACAGGAGCGCAGCGCCCAAACACCGCAAAGAGGAGAGGAUGGAGAGGCCCGAGCGGAUGGAGCGGCCCGAGCGGAUGGAGCGGCCCGAGCGGAUGGAGCGGAUGGAGAGGCCCGAGCGGAUGGAGCGGAUGGAGAGGCCCGAGCGGAUGGAGAGGCCCGAGCGGAUGGAGAGGCCCGAGCGGAUGGAGCGGCCCGAGCGGAUGGAGAGGCCCGAGCGGAUGGAGAGGCCCGAGCGGAUGGAGCGGCCCGAGCGGAUGGAGAGGCCCGAGCGGAUGGAGAGGCCCGAGCGGAUGGAGCGGCCCGAGCGGAUGGAGCGGCCCGAGCGGAUGGAGACUGAGGAGAGACACAGGAGUGUUCCUGUCAAACCUCCAGCAGAAGCUCCCCCAGUGAGGACCAUGAAGAGUAACCCUCUGACAGGAGACGACUUUCCAGCUCUCCUGGGGGCUGCAGCACCCACACUGAGUGUAAAGCCCCCCCCAGCCCUGAAGACUCCAGCCCAGGUCCCUCUGAAGGAGGAUGACUUCCCCAGUCUAUCUGCUGCCAUGGUUAUGACCCCCAUGACCCCUGCCUACUCCGCCCAACCCAGGAAGCACUCCUCCUUCCAAGAAGAAGACUUCCCCGCCCUGGUCUCUAAGAUCCGCCCUCCCAGACCAGCGGGCGGAGCUACCUCAGCCUGGAGCCAAGCCAGCAGCAGCAACACCUCCAAGACGGUCAUCCUUCCCUCCUCUUCCUCUAGACCUCCCCCUAACAACCCUCCUCUCCCCCUCCCCGCCGGCCCCCAGCUCCUCUCCUCCUCCUCUUCCUCUAGGAGGAAAAAGCACCCCAUCCGCCGCCCCUCCCCCCCAUCUGAUGAUGACAAUUGCGUUGCCAAGACGAUGCAGGAGCACCGAGCAGUUCCAACCAUGUUGGAUAUCUCCUCUCUUCUCAUCGUCAAAGGACCCUCUAAAUCUGCCUCUAAGCCCCUCCCAUUGACAGCUAAGCCCCUCCCACCAACCGCCAAGCCUCCCUCACUGACAGAUAAGCCCCUCCCACUGACCUCUAAGCCCUCCCCCGUGACAUCUAACCCCACUCCUAUUCCCGCCCCAAGCCCCACAUCCAAGACAGCCAAGAAGAAGAAACAGGCCACGCCCCCUCCGUCAUCAUUUGGGAACCAAGUUCCUGUCCUCAUGGAAACGGUCUCCAGGGUACAGAAGGAGAACGUUCCGGAGAGCCACGCCUCCAAGCCACUGGUUGCUAUGACGACGGCAACAGUUAAAACCGCUGUAAAAGCAAAGGUCAAAGCAAGUGGAUUGGCUAACGGCCACCUGGAUAAACCAGUCACAGUGGCCCCCCUCCCUAAAGCCCAGCCGGAACCCCCCCUGGAGGUAGAGGAGGAGUUCCCUGCCCUCAUCUCCAAGAAACCUCCCCCAGGCUUUAAAAGUUCCUUCGUCCUGAAGAGUUCUGCCCCCCCCAGAAACCUGUCCCCCCCUCGCCCCGGCCAGGGCAGCGCCACCCCUCCCAGUAAGCCCCCCCCAGGGUUUACCGGCAUCCCCCUCAACAGCAACGUGGUGGAGCCUGCCCCCCCUGCAUCCAGCCCCCGCUCUCCCCAGUCCCCGGGGGUGUACCUGGCUCCAGAGAACUUCCAGCAGAGGAACAUGGAACUGAUCCAGUCCAUUAAGAACCUCCUGCAGAACGACCAGUCACGAUUCAACCAGUUCAAGGACUACUCUGGACAGUUUAGACAGGGUCUGAUGACAGCCGUGCUGUACCACCAGAGCUGUAGGACUCUGUUAGGGGACAACUUUGGCGGCGUCUUCAAUGAGCUGCUGGUGCUACUACCUGACACGAGGAAACAGCAGGAGCUGCUGACGGCCCACGCAGACGACCGGGCCAUGGAAAGACAGGGAGGGGGCGGGACCAGGAAGAACAGGAAGAGUGCCUGGCAGACCCCCUCCAGCGCCAUCUCUAAUGCAGCCGCGCUGGACUGCCAGGUAUGCCCCACCUGCUGCCAGGUGCUGGACCCUAAAGACUUCAACUCCCAUAAGACCUUGCACCUGGGGGACAACGAGGACUUCCCCUCCCUGCAGGACAUCAGCCGCAUCAUCAGCUAGCCCUGGCCUGGGACAGACAUGCGCACUGCCCAAUCACAGCCCAGCCUGUUGCCAUUCAGGGGGAGCCUGUUUCCAUGGUGACCAUGGCCAGAGAGGACGUUGGGUAGUGUAUUUGAUGGCGAGGCUGGGGCCAGCAGGAGGUUGAACUGAAUUCUGGUUGCCUGAUGUUGACCUGAUUCCCGGUGUGAUUCCGGCUGGACCUGGACCCAGCCUGGCGACCCGAACCUGGAGGGCCCUACAAGUACCACAUGUUGUGUAUUAAUGAGAAGAAUGGUUCUAUAUAUUUGAUUUUUCUCCCCCUCUCUUCUGAUCAUUUCCAUGUUGUUGAUAAAGUGUUGAAGGA
Molecule: messenger RNA, 4185 nt
Organism: Oncorhynchus mykiss (rainbow trout)
Lineage: Eukaryota; Metazoa; Chordata; Actinopteri; Salmoniformes; Salmonidae
Source: RefSeq, a predicted model, not a curated record